CAGAAAAAUGGAAAACAAAACAAACAUAAACCUCAUUUUCUCUGUGUGUCUUUUGCUGAUUCUUUUGCCUGCAUUUGCAUCUUCUACUUUGUUAUUUCAGGGAUUUAACUGGGAAUCGUCGGGGCAAGAUGGAGGAUGGUGGAACCAUCUUAUCAAAUUAGUCCCAGAUUUGGCUGAUGCUGGAGUUACUCAUGUUUGGCUUCCCCCUGCCUCAAAUUCCCUUCAAAAUCACAGCCAAGGGUAUAUGCCAUCAAGAUUGUAUGAUUUGGACACAUCAAGCUAUGGAAAUUCACGUGAACUUAAAGCCUUAAUCAAAGCCUUUCACGAUAAAGGAAUCAAAUGUCUUGCUGAUAUAGUGAUAAACCAUAGAUGGGCUGAAAACAAAGAUAGAAGAGGAAUCAACUGUUUAUUUGAAGGUGGCACGCCUGAUAAUAAGCUCGAUUGGGGUCCGACCUUCAUUUGUGGCAACGAUACUAAAUUUUCCGAUGGCAAAGGAAAUAAUGAUACUGGUUUAGAUUGGGGAGAUGCACCAGACAUUGAUCAUGCUAAUCCACAAGUGCAAAAGGAUUUAUCAGAUUGGAUGAAUUGGCUCAAAACUGAAAUUGGAUUUGAUGGUUGGAGAUUUGAUAUGGUCUUAGGAUAUGCACCUAAGUUCACUAAAAUCUACAUGGACAAUACUAAACCAGAUUUUGCUGUUGGAGAAUUUUUCUUGAAAUUUAAUAAUAAACCGGAUGGGAAACCGGACUAUGAUCAGCAUAGAAAUUAUUUACUUCAGUGGGUUCAGAAUGCAGGUGGUGUUGUGACAACAUUUGAUUUUACGACGAAAGGUAUUCUUGGUACUGCUGUUGGGGAUACGAGAUUCGAUUUGUUGAAAGAUUCUAAGGGACAUCCUCCUGGAAUGAUUGGUAUUUUGCCUCAGAAUGCUGUGACUUUUAUUGAUAAUCAUGAUACUUAUUCGCAACAGCAAUGGCCAUUUCCUACUAAUCCAAAUGAUAAAGUUACUCAGGGAUAUGCCUACAUUCUAACUCAUCCUGGAAUUCCAUCAGUGUUCUAUGACCAUUUCUUUCUGUUCCAAGGGAUGAGGAAACCAAUCAAAGAUUUGUAUGCAGUUAGGAAGAGGAAUGGAAUUUCUGCAACAAGCAAAGUGAAAAUUUUGGCAGCACAAAAUGAUCUUUAUGUGGCAAACAUUGAUGACAAAAUCAUUGUCAAAAUUGGACCUGGCAAUGUUGGAAAUCUUGUUCCAUCUAAUUUUCAAUUGGCAACAUCAGGAGUUGAUUAUGCUGUAUCGGAAAAGAAGGCAUAAGUUCAAGACUCAGAGUCAUCCGACAAUCCAAUAUGAAUAAUACUAGCAUUAGUAUCAAAACAUCAGGAAAAAAUAAGGUUGAUGAUUAUGUCCAAAAUUUUUAGUUUGUGCUGUGUGUAAAAGUACCUAAGAUCUAGGGACAAUUAGUGAUCAGCAAUAAGUCAUAAAAUGAUGAUACUAAAUUCUAUGAAUAAGAGGAGACACAAUUCAUGUGUCUAUUUAUUCUGA
Messenger RNA from Nicotiana tabacum (common tobacco), 1531 nucleotides. Its product is annotated as alpha-amylase-like. Gene Ontology annotation, molecular function: calcium ion binding; alpha-amylase activity. The record is from RefSeq and is a predicted model, not a curated record. Gene Ontology annotation, biological process: carbohydrate metabolic process. NCBI's taxonomy places the organism in Eukaryota, Viridiplantae, Streptophyta, Magnoliopsida, Solanales, Solanaceae.